Xiphias gladius (swordfish) is the source of this 4510-nucleotide messenger RNA. RefSeq lists its product as uncharacterized. Gene Ontology annotation, cellular component: nuclear envelope; meiotic nuclear membrane microtubule tethering complex; membrane. The transcript has 11 exons. The coding region runs from base 258 to 1844 and encodes 528 amino acids. The record is from RefSeq and is a predicted model, not a curated record. Lineage: Eukaryota; Metazoa; Chordata; Actinopteri; Istiophoriformes; Xiphiidae.
GCGCGCGCGCGCGGGGACAGGUUAGAAGGGGGCGUGGCUUGUGAACUACCUGCAGCAGGUAGGUUCGCGUCACCCGCUGCUCCUCAGUCGCUGUUUUUCCUGCUGCAGGUCGAAGGUGAAUCUCCUCAGCAGGUGAGUUUUACCUCUCAGCUGCCACCGGACGAUUGGCACCCGAAACCUCACCUGAGUCGCCGGAAGCGUGGAAGAGUGAUCGACGUGCUUCUCUUCCCCGCCAACGUUUUCCACGUUCUUCCGCGAUGAGCUCGUCCAGCAGCCGGUGGCGAAUAUGGUGCCGUCUACAUGAAACACAGCUUUACACUGUGUGGCCCACCAGGACUCAGUAUAUCGGCUACAAAAAGAAACGUAAAUCUGACAUGAUGUCAGGAUGCCUUGGUAACAUCAUCCCCGCCGCUGUUUUGCCUGGAGACGAAGUGAGGGACAUGGAGCCGUUUCCUUCCACCUCGUCUCCGCUGGAGCUGAGCGGGGAGGAAACGCAGCGAGUGGACGGCAGCUGGAGCCGAGACGGAGACCUGCGGGGAUGUGGACAGUUGGAGAGGAGGUGGGUCCUCUGGCACGAGUUCAUGAAGGAACACGCCCACCUGGACACGUGGCUGCGAUCGGCCGAACAGGCCGUCAGUUCCCCCGACUCCGCCCACCUUACCUACACCGCCGCCAAGGAAGAACUGAGGAAGUUUGAGCUUGCCGUCCCUCUCCCUGCCUCGUGUCUGUUGACCCUCUGUCUUUUGCAGUCCUUCCAGCAGUGCGUGCUCGUGAACUCGGGCCGCGUGAACGCCCUCCUGCGGCGCGGCGAGGCGUUGAUCCAACGCAGCGAGCCGACCGACGGCCAGCGCGUAGAGAGCCGACUGCUGGAGCUGCUGCGCCGCUGCGGCCACGUCUACGGCAGCAUCGCGCGGACACACACGCGGCUGCUCAGCAUGAGACUGGUGUUUGAGGACGACUGGAUUCUGUCAGAGGCUACAGACUCUGGUUGUCCCUCAGAGACUCUAUUGGAAGAAGAGGGGGCGCUUGAUAAACCUGAUCUGGACCUCCCUGCAGUUUCAAACCAGACUAAAGCUAACCCCACCUCAGCCUUCCCCUCAGACCUGCCUUCGCCCAUUCACCACCCUCCUCCUCCUCCCCCCUCACCGUCCUCUCCUACCCAUGAGCACCUGGGGUUGGAGUGGGACCCCUCUGUUGAUAUCGGACGUUCUGUCUCCUGUGACGACAGCGACUCAUCGUAUUUCACUGCCAGCACAGGACUGUGUCAUAGAGAUGGCCUGAAGAGGUGGAGCUACCUCAGUUCCCUCAGCUCUCAGUCCGACUUCGGCAAUGGCAUCACAAACCAGGAAGCAGACUUGCGACUGGGAUGGCUGGACCACACCCACCCCGGUGUCUUCUCGCCAGUAGCACCCCAGGAGUGGGAGCCACGGCUGAACGGGGACCAGUGGGCGACCUCGACUCCUGACAGAAAGGACAGCGAGCCAAUCAGCUUCGACGGCGGGCGGGUGACGGCGUGGCUGGGAGGCCAGAGCCGGGCCCCUCCGGAGGGUACGACUUCCUGUUCCAAAGCCGUGCAGACUGACGGGGAGGCUAAAGAAGAGCCGUCCUGUCGUGAAGAAGCUGAGCAUCUUCUCCCCGAACGAAGUGUUGCCUCCAGCAGCAGGGCCUCCUCCUCCUCCUCCCUGCUCUCCCCGGCCCUCCUCUUCGUCCUCCUGGCCGCAGCUCUGGCCCUGCUGGCCUGUCUGCUCUGGGUCCUCCUGGAGUCGCCGUGCCAUCGCAGCAGCAGGAUGCCACAUAACUUACACCUCACGCUGAGAUACGUCAACGGGCCCCCGCCUACCUGAACACCGGCCAAAGACUCUCGUGGACAGAGUUUGGACACGGCGCUUUCCUCUGGCUCUAGAGGACAGAGGUUUGCAACUCAUCAUGCUAAUUUCAAGUAACCAACAAGUCCGGCGCAAACGUCAAAAGCCUGACGGAAGUCUGCAGGAAAAGCAGGAUGAAAAAGCAGGUCAAUAAAACCUCUGUUAAACAUGCCUCCACAAUCCCAGCAACAGCAGUUUUGUUUCUUUUUCCCUGACAAUCUUCCACUGUAAAUUUCCAUCAUUAUCCGUCUACCUACCUACAAAAUUAGCUCCUUCGCACGUUGAAUUCAGGUUGCUGUUUUAGUGCAACCCUUGUUUCUAGGUGCGUAACUAUCAACGACUGAAUAGCUAACUACAGCUGUUCCUUUUUGUCCCCCCCCCCCCCGGAAGUAAAAAAGUGAGCAUCAGUACUAAGUGAAUGCUCAAACACCUGAACACCACUGAAAAAAGACAAACGUUUCUCGUGAUUCAUCCUUUAAGACUUUUUCUUGGGAGACGACAAUGUUUUGCCAGUGAAGUGAGAGACUUUCUCUCUCUGCCGUCGACAUAAUUUUCCCCCUGAACUCUCUCAAAAUGGGCGUCAGUGUCUAUGAAGAGAAUCAGAUUAAGGCAGAUUAGUGCAUCAGUAUCGGGGGGGGGAAAAAAAAUUGAUUUGUACUUGAAAUGGCUGAAAUAAUCUCAUCACAAUGGCAUUUUUUUUAAUGUAAGGACAAUAAGAUUAAGACUUGAGCAUACAAAUAAAUCUUUGGCUUUCAAAACAGUCAUUUGACCAAAAAAAUAAAAUAAAAUAAAACCCAUUAAAUCCUCAGGUCCAGUAACUACAUGACUGUGUAAAAUGGAGUGCAGUGUAUUUUUUUUUAUUUUUUCAUUAAACACUUCUGGACAAACUUCUCCACACAUCUGCUGUUUGAGCACAAAGAAUGGCAACAUGACAUUAACAGGUUGCAGACCUUCAUAAAUAUGAGCUAUUGUUGAUGACUGUGCCUGACAGCACCUGAAAUACGACUGGUAAUCCGCACAAAAAGGUACCAGAAGGUUGUUGUUUUCAGUGAGAGAUUUCAGAUAUGCUUUCUCGCCUGCUUGGAAACUGGUGGUUAAACUCCUGAAAGAUGGAAACACGGAUCUAAUCCCUAAUUCCACGGAGAAACAAAACCACAUCAGCUACUGAUCGUCUUCUGUUUGAUACGUCCGAACAAGAUCCGUCUCAUUGUGUUGCUCCACGCCCAGCACCUUGUCCCUAGUUUACUUCUGUCCUGAAAUUCUCAGCUAUGCUGUUGGUUAAAUGAACACAGCGUAAACAUGAUAUCUUAGACUUUAAAUAUAUCCCUCUCAUGAUUUCACCCGGCCAGCAACUACAUUUAUUCAGUUUUAUCCCGGGGCAGAAAACUCUUAAGCGCUCACGCCUUAAACUUUACUGUGCAAACUAAAGCAGAAUGUGUGAGACCCAUCGAGAAGCUGUAAUACGUAGUGAUAUAUUUUCAUUUACCUCCGAAAGUGUUGGUCAGCGAACAGCGUCCGCAACUGCCUUAUACCGGACUGAUGCUACGCUACAUUAUUGUAUCAUUGGCCGGUCAGAUGUUCACUUUAAUUGCUAAUUCUGAUUUUGUUGGUUGCAACCACUAUGUGCAAGUCCUGAAAAGCCGAACAGGGAACGUAGAAGACCCCGUCCUCACAGCAGUCGCCAGACUAGUACGGUCAGUGAGUUUAGCACGGGAAAGAGCCGCUGUGCUUAUUUUGAUCGCGUUUCGGGAAAUGAGGGUCGAAUGUGUUUUGAAGAAUAGGAAUGAAAGCAUUUGCAGUCUUUGCUGAGGCAGUAUAUGCCGUCAGAUAGAUACAGUGUAUGGUGGAAACAUUGCCGGGGUUGAAAAGUCGGAUCUUCUUUAUCCUGACCCCUGACUUGCUGGGCGGUUUUUACCUCCAUAUUUCCUGACUGACGAUUUCAUGAACUUGUAGAAACACGGCCCCAGCACUGGCGGGAGGUGCAGCCAACAGUCCCACCCCGGUCACGUUCGCAUUAUUGUGUAAAACUUCUGACGGUUAUGGCCUCAGGUCUAUUGCCUUGCUAUCUGUGCUAAUGCAGCUAAAGCUAACGUAGAGCACGCAGCUUACGGCCGAGUGGCAUUCAUGUCAGAAUGACGAGGAAGCACUUGGUACUGGGUAUCAAGCCCCAACUGUCCUGUCACACCGUGAUAGCGCUUGUAUUUAUAAUUGAUAUGUUUUGUACCAAGUUGCAUAUUCGCAGUGAAAAAUGACUUAUGGGGAAAUUUGUAUUGAACCGAACAUUUAUGUUUACGUUUUUUUUUUGUUGUCUUUCUUUUAAUGUUUUAUCCCAAACUACAAAUUUCAUGCACUGUGCACUGCUGCUUAGCCUUUUCUAAAGCACAUCAGUGUUUUUAGAUUUAUGAAAGUGGUUUUCCUAGUUAACUGGCAGCCUUUCCAACUCUAUGAAAAUAAUCUUGCAGAGACAUGAAGCUUUCUGCGGAGAGAUAAUCCAUCACAGUCAAGAUUCUGUCUUUAUUUGUUGGAGUCAGAGUUGUGUCACCGGCGCGCUGCUUUUUCCAAAGAACUAUGAUUUCGCCUCGACCAAAACAAGAGCGUGCGCAUGAUAGAUUAUCCCUCCGCAGGUGGUUUCAGGUCUCUGCCGC